This is a messenger RNA of Linum tenue, 3540 nucleotides long. The record is from the annotation of a GenBank genome assembly. Lineage: Eukaryota; Viridiplantae; Streptophyta; Magnoliopsida; Malpighiales; Linaceae.
CGAAAGCCCAGGAGUCCAGUAUUCAUACUUGAUCCAGCCGCACCGGAGGCCCAUACGGAAGCCCAGACCCUUAUGUAGCAAUGGAUCGGGAAGUUUUUUCUUUUGUCUGCUAAGCAGAGAGAAGAAAAUCAGCAAUCAGUUCAGUAGACGAAGGGAAGUGGAAAUGGAGACGAUAAUGGAAGUGGACGAAGAAGAUCACUCCGUUGUUCAUAGCGAAGCGGCGAACGGCGAUUUGAACGGAAAAGAUGAUGCCAGCAACCGCAGUAUCCAGAGCCCUAAAGCUCUCUCGACCGACGAGAUUGACGACGACUCCGGUGACGAAUCCGACGACGAUGAAGAUGAUUCCCAGCUUGCUGAGCAGCUGAAAGGGUUGGAAUAUGAACUGGCUGCCAAUCCGUCUAACUACGAUGCUCACGUUAAAUGCAUUAAGCUGCUAAGGAGAAUGGGGGAGUUGGAGAAGCUGAGGCAGGCAAGGGAAGCUAUGAACGCAUUGUUCCCGUUGACACCUUCUAUGUGGCAAGAAUGGGCCAAAGAUGAAGCUUCUCUUUCGUCUGGGCCCGAGGAUGUGGCAGCUGUUGAGAAAUUGUACGAGCGAGGGGUCCUGGACUAUUUGUCUAUCGCACUUUGGUGUGACUACUUUAGCUACAUUCAAGAAUGUGAUCCUUCUGUUCGCGAGUGUUCUCCUGAUGGGAUCUCAAAGGCCAGAAAUGUGUUUGAUCGUGCAUUAACUGCCGGUGGAUUACACGUCGCGGAAGGGAAUAAGAUAUGGGAAGCAUACAGGGAAUUUGAAGAGGCUGUCAUGUAUACAAUUGAUGACAAAGACAGUAAGGCCAAGGAAUCACAGGUCCAGAGAGUCAGGAAAUUGUUCCAGCGACAAUUGUCUGUACCUCUUGUUAAUUUAGAGUCUACACUUGUAGCUUACAAAGCAUGGGAAGUGGAACAGGGAAGUAAUCUUAAUGCUGAGUCAAGUGAUUUGGAUGGGGUUCCUACUCAUGUUGUAUCAGCAUACGAGAAGGCCAUGGAAAUGUAUAAUGCCCGUGUUGGAUUUGAGGAGCAAAUUUGUAUGAAGGGCGUAUCUGAAGAAGAAAAGUUACAACGUUUCAUUAAUUACUUGACAUUUGAAAAAUCAGACGGCGAUCCGGCACGUGUGCAAGUUCUGUUUGAACGAGCUGUAGCUGAGUUUCCUGUGUCAAGUGACCUUUGGCUUGAUUACGUGCGGUAUAUGGACAGUACAUUGAAGGUUGGUAAUGUUGUAAGAGAUGUUUACAUGAGGGCCUCGAGGAAUUGCCCUUGGGUUGGAGAACUUUGGGUCCGUUACUUACUUGCCCUGGAACGUGGUCAUGCUCCUGAGGAAGAUAUAUCUGCUGUUUUCGGGAGAGCCUUGCAGUGUACCUUUUCAACCCUAGAAGAGUACCUUGAUUUAUUCCUCACACGAGUGGACGGCUUGAGGCGAAGAAUUCUGUCUGGUAGGGACAAAGAGGGCGUCUUAGAUUUCUCCUUAGUAAGGGAAACCUUUCAGGCAAGUAUCAGUUGGGCCUAUUGUAGAAGACUGCUCUGCUUUGUGCUUAUUGUUCCACAUAUAAAGGAAUAUGCAUCAGAUUACUUGUCACCACAACUAAAGAACACAGAUAGUUUGUUGCGGCUGCAUGCUUAUUGGGCCCGCCUAGAACUAAUUCUGGGGAAAGAUUUAGUGGCAGCACGAGGUGUUUGGGAGAGUUUGCUUAAGACCUGUGGUUCAAUGAUGGAAGCAUGGCAAGGUUAUAUCACAAUGGAAACUGAGUUGGGUCAUAUUGGUGAAGCUAGAUCAAUCUAUAAGCGAUGCUAUGGUAAAAGAUUAGCUGGAACAGGAUCAGAGGACAUAUGCCACUCUUGGCUGCGGUUUGAGAGAGAAUUUGGAACGCUUGAAGAUUUUGAUCUUGCUGUGCAAAAGGUGACACCUCGACUAGAAGAGCUGCAGCUAUACAAGAUGCAGCAAGAGUUAAAAACCCCUGCUGCUAUAGUUGGGCAGAAAGAGAAUCCUGUUCCUAAGAAUGCUCGUGAGAAGAGGAAACGAGGCUCAAACAUCAUUGAUGAACAAUCUCCAGCAAAGCGUAAAAAGAUGGCCACUCAAGCCCAGAAGAAAGAGCAAGGCAAUGUUCAACAUCAAGAUCCUGAUCAAGCUCAUGGAGAUAAAACAAAAGAGCCCAAGGAUGUCACUGGAAAGACUGACCAUGAACCUGGGAGAAUGGUGACGGAUUCUAGCAGUGGAAAGCCUAAAGUAUAUAAGGAUGAGUGCACUAUAUUUGUAUCCAAUCUAAAUCUCAAGGCAAGUGAAAAGUGCUUUGCCAACUCAGAAGAUCUGCGUAAAUUCUUUGCGGACAUUGGGGGAAUCUCUUCCAUUCGAAUAUUGCAUGACAAGUUUACUGGAAAAUCGAGGGGGCUGGCAUAUGUGGACUUUUUAGAUGACGAGCAUCUUGCUAAAGCCGUAGCAAAGAACAAGAAAACGUUACUUGGCAAGAGAUUGAGCAUUGCACGGUCUAAUCCGAAAAAGGGCAAGAAAGGCGAUCGGGGUGCUCCAAAAGCUCCCGGUACUGAUGGAGGAAAGAAGGAUGAGGAAUCCGAGCCUACAAAGGUCGGAACCUCAGAUGACUCGAGAACGUCCCAGGCUGCACACCAGGAAGGGGGUCGCAGGCAGGUUGAGGAUGUAGUGCUCAAGGGUAAGAACACUUUUGCCGCCCCGAGAAACAUGGUUAAAGCACUUGGUUGGACCGAUCGACAACCCAAGCCCCCUUCAGAAGAUGGAGAUGAACAGCCCAAGUCAAACGACGAGUUCAGGAAAAUGUUCAUCAAGGGUUGAGGAAGUUGUAGACCACAACCUAAUAUGUGUGCAUCGCGGCAGAUCAAAGCGUGAUGUCGAAAGUGUAGGCAAUACAACCCCCCACUAACUGAUUACUCCAGUGCAGUGAAGAGAUAGGUGAGUCAUACCAUACAUAGGGUGAAUGAAAUGGUUUGCUAGUCUUAAGCCUGUGAUUUUGUUUGAUAUGCAAGUAAUGUUGUGAACAGAAGGAGCCUAGAAAAUUCUGCUCAAGCCUCGAACAGUGGGGCUUGACUGAUCCGUUUAGCGUUCUUGCAUAUGCACAGUAGCCAUAUUCAUAACUAACUGUGUAUGGAAACCCUCACAUAGCCAAUUGCAAACCAAAGGCUGAAAAGGAAACCAUUUGUAGUUGCUUUCGGGAAGAAAGAAAGAAGGAAAAAUGAAACCAGUUUUCAGUCGUAGCUCUACAGUUUUGCAGGUUGGUGGGCUGGUGGCCAGCCUUUUUGGAUUACAAAACUACACCACUUUUCAUCUUCAAUGCCAAACACAACAAAACUAAAACCUGCAUCCUGUAUUGUAUCUGUACUGGAAUCUGGUUGGUGUGCGGGCGAGAUUGGGUCUGGUUUGUUGCAGACAGUGAAGCAUGGAAACUUCAAUGGCUCAAACAGAAACAGGGCAGCAGAAAGAAAGACAAGAAGGAAAAUGAUGGCAAUGGAAUUGCCCUCUCUCUCUCUCUCUCUCUCCCU